Molecule: messenger RNA, 1256 nt
Organism: Chaetomium fimeti
Lineage: Eukaryota; Fungi; Ascomycota; Sordariomycetes; Sordariales; Chaetomiaceae
Exons: 2
Coding region: 122-1084 (320 amino acids)
Biological process (GO): inositol catabolic process
Cellular component (GO): cytoplasm
Molecular function (GO): inositol oxygenase activity; iron ion binding
Source: RefSeq, a predicted model, not a curated record
UAAUUGUUGACCCAUCGUCUCCAGCACAACAAUUGGAUCACCCAUUGUUGAGGUCUACCUCCCCACCCCUUCCUAGCGUCACUUUUUCUACCUCCCCGUGCUCCCCCAAUAUCCAAUCCCAAUGGCGGCCGCAGUAGACGUCCGCCCGCCUGUCCACCGGGACGGGGCCUCCCUCGAAGCCAUCUCGGACGCAGUCGACACAGUCAACAUAUUCAAAGGCAUGGCCACCACCACCACCACAACAACAGACAGCGCAGCCUUCGACUCGGCCUCCCACUUCGACGCCACCAAAGACAAGUCCACCUUCCGGCAAUACACCACGGCCUGCGACCGCGUCAAGCACUUCUACGCGGAGCAGCACGCCAAGCAAACCGUCGCGCACAACCUCGCCGCACGCGAGCAUUUCUACUCCCCUGCCCGCCAGCGCCCGCAGAUGGGCAUCUGGGAGGCAAUGGAGAAGCUCAACACGCUGGUGGACGACAGCGACCCGGACACGUCGCUGAGCCAGAUCCAGCACCUACUACAGAGCGCCGAGGCGAUCCGGCGCGACGGCAAGCCGCGCUGGAUGCAGCUGACGGGGCUGAUCCACGACCUGGGCAAGCUGAUGCUGUUCUUUGACGGGUGCUGCGAGGGCCAGUGGGAUGUGGUCGGGGAUACGUUCCCUGUGGGCUGUCGGUUUGAUGAGCGGUGUAUUUAUCCGGAUUUGUUCGCGGCGAACCCGGAUGUGGGGAAUGAGGUGUAUGCGACGCGCCAUGGGAUCUAUCGCCCGGGGUGUGGUGUCAAUGAGCUGAUGAUGAGCUGGGGCCAUGAUGAGUACCUGUAUCUGGUGCUGCGCGACCAGAGCACGCUGCCGCGCGAGGCGCUGGCCAUGGUGCGCUUCCACUCGUUUUAUCCCUGGCAUAAGGAAGGGGCAUACACCGAGUUCAUGGCCGAUGGCGAUGAGGCGUUGUUGAGCGCCGUGCGGGCCUUCAACCCCUACGAUCUGUACAGCAAGUCGGAUGAGGUGCCCAAGGUGGAAGAGCUGAAGCCUUAUUACUUGGAGCUCAUUGAUGAGUUCUUCCCUCAGAAGAUCAUCAAGUGGUAGAUAGUGCGGGAAAGUAGAACAAAGCGGACACAAUGAAGCGGACGCCCCGGAAGCGGACUCGGGGUAGGUGUGCGAUACAUCCGGCAGUAUCAGACCUGAUAGAGAGGACAAAAGGCACACGAGUGGCAACUACAAGCCCUCCCGCUCUGAGCAAUAAUUUGUUGGCUUCUUU